AUGGUUAUCACGACUUCCGCGAAAGAUCUCUGCUUCAGAAACUCCGCACGCAAACAGUGGCGCAUGAGACCCGCCAUCGAACGCAUAUCCAGCUACCGGUACCUGGCUGCUCAAGAGUUCAAUAGUGGAAUACUGCUACACGUUUUCUCUGAAGGAGGAAGCAACAAAGCCUGCGAGCUAGCAGAGGCGCACUACAGGUUCACCGAGAGACGGCUUCCGGUCUCAGCCUUGUGUCUUGACAGCACACCAGGCCACCCACGCUAUCUACGCUUAUGCGAGGCCCUCAACAAAUCGCUACCUCAGAUACCGGUUGUGCGUCACAUUGCUAUACUAUUCGCCAGUAUAGUGCUGGGCUGCAUAUGGAUUUUGUACACCGGUAUCAAAGGAUUCGAGAACAACGUCAUCAGUCGGACUCGAAAGCGUAUUAAUGAUCCUAUCUAUUUCGACCCCACCGCACCACGUUGCUAUCUUUACUCAAAGAGCGAUGCGCUUAUUGCUUGGCAAGAUGUCUACGAGCAUCUGGAAGAGUCAGCAUGCGCUGGUAUGCCUGUCACUGAAGUGCUGUUCGAGAAAAGUGGGCAUGUCGGACAUGCGAAAGAAGAGCCGAGACGGUACUGGGAUGCUGUUUUUGCGACAUGGCAAGACGCACAAAUCAUGGAGAAGGAGAACGUAUAUGCCAAGUUCUCCGAAUCAGAAUUUCUGGUGCUAGAUCUGCCAAAAUUUCCGGACUUCUCCAAACAGAGGUGGAGCAACGGCGGAUUUCAACGCAUUUCCUGUUGA
This is a messenger RNA of Alternaria hordeiaustralica, 780 nucleotides long. RefSeq lists its product as uncharacterized. The coding region runs from base 1 to 780 and encodes 259 amino acids. The record is from RefSeq and is a predicted model, not a curated record. NCBI's taxonomy places the organism in Eukaryota, Fungi, Ascomycota, Dothideomycetes, Pleosporales, Pleosporaceae. The transcript has a single exon.